Messenger RNA from Purpureocillium takamizusanense, 651 nucleotides. RefSeq lists its product as uncharacterized. Gene Ontology annotation, molecular function: structural constituent of ribosome. NCBI's taxonomy places the organism in Eukaryota, Fungi, Ascomycota, Sordariomycetes, Hypocreales, Ophiocordycipitaceae. The transcript has 2 exons. Gene Ontology annotation, cellular component: mitochondrial large ribosomal subunit; ribosome. The record is from RefSeq and is a predicted model, not a curated record. Gene Ontology annotation, biological process: translation. The coding region runs from base 1 to 651 and encodes 216 amino acids.
AUGAAUACCACAGCCCUUAGGCGGCCUCUCGGCUGCCUCAAGGCGGCACUACGACAAACAAGACAGCAGAGGGCGUUGCAAAGAUGCCUGGCCACCGCUGCAAUUCCUUCAGAGACCAAGGAGGCCAUUACCAUAAGACAACGCGCCGAAGCGGAAAAGGUCAGCCGAUUCCAGAUAUGGCCACAGGUCCCGACAGUCCGAUCCACGUUCCCGGACCCAAUGCCCGCCCUUCGCCAGCAGGCCAUCUCGACGCUCGACCCGACAGGGGCGCGAACGCGGCUCUUCUCUCGCGAGCACGCGGACAGCGCCAAGGUGGGCGACGUGCUCAUGGUCACGACCAAGACGGGCGAGCCUUUCUCGGGAGCCUUCAUCCAGAUCCGGCGGCGUGGCGCCGACACGGCGAUCCUGCUGCGCGGGCAGAUGAUGCGGACGAGCGUGGAGCAGUGGUUCAAGGUCUACAGCCCUACAGUGACGGGCAUCGACAUCAUUUGGCGACGGCCGAAGCGCGCGAGGAGGGCCCGGCUCACGUACAUGCGCAAACCGAAGCACGACAUGGGCAGCGUGGACCAGCUCGUCAAUGCGUGGAAGAAGGAGAGGUACGCGCUGCGGAGCAAGUCAAAGCAGGCGCCGGGCAAGAAGGCAAGGAAAUGA